Messenger RNA from Ananas comosus (pineapple), 2489 nucleotides. RefSeq names its product pentatricopeptide repeat-containing protein At5g19020, mitochondrial. The record is from RefSeq and is a predicted model, not a curated record. Gene Ontology annotation, biological process: RNA modification. Lineage: Eukaryota; Viridiplantae; Streptophyta; Magnoliopsida; Poales; Bromeliaceae. The coding region runs from base 185 to 1885 and encodes 566 amino acids. The transcript has a single exon. Gene Ontology annotation, molecular function: RNA binding; protein binding.
CACCCGGGCGAGGGCGAGGCCAUGAGGGGCAGGGGCAAGGGGGCCGUUUGCUGAAAAUUUGAAUCAAAUUUGUAAAAUCGAAAAAAUCGUUCGUAAAAGCUCAAAAACAUGUGAAUUUUUUAUAAAAAUUGGCCAAAGUUUUAAGUACUAAUGCGGUAGCGACACACUCUCCCACCUCUCCCGCAUGCCCCGGGGCCGCCGCCGUGAUCGCGACCGCGUCUCCUACACCGCCCUCAUCACCGCCAUCUCCCCCGCCGAUCGCCCCGAUGAAUCCCUCCGCCUGCUCCGCUCCAUGGCCCGCGACGGCGUCCCCUUCGCCGCGGUCGCCCUCGCCGCCGUCCUCUCCGCCUUCGCCCGCCACCGAUCCGCCCCCGGAGCGGCCGCCACCGCCGCCGUCGCCACGAUGGUCCACGCGGCGGCUGCGAGGUCCGGGCUCGGCGCCUCGGUCGUCGUCGGCACCAGUUUGGUCCACUCCUACUGCGCCUCCUCCCGCCUCGCGGACGCGCGCAAGGUGUUCGACGAAAUGGGCCGCACGCGGAACACCGUCACGUGGAACGCCCUCCUGAACGGCUACGCCAAGGCCGGCCUGACCGACCGCGCGGCCGAGCUGUUCGCCGCCAUCCCGGAGCCCGACCUGGUAUCCUGGUCGACGAUGGUUGACGGGUGCUUGCGCGCCGGCCGGCUGUCGGCGGCGCUCUCGACGUACAACGCCAUGCUGCGGAGCCCCGCCGGCGCGCGGCCGAACGAGGUGCUGCUCGUCGACCUGCUGUCCGCCUGCGCGCGGCGCUCGGCCGUCGAGGAGGGCCGGCAGCUCCACGCGGCCAUCGCCAAGGCCGGGCUGGACCGCCACGCGUUCGUGCAGUCGACGCUGAUCCACUUCUACGGGGCCUGCGGUUUUUUAAACUCGGCGCGCCUGCAAUUCGUGUCGGGUAGCAAGGAUCACGUCUCGUCGUGGAACGCCCUGAUGGCGGGGCUCGUCCGGAGCGGCAAUGCCGACGAGGCGCUGCGGUUGUUCGACGCAAUGCCCGAGAGAGACGUCGUCUCUUGGAGCACCGUCAUUGCCGGGCACGCGCAAUGCGGCCGCUCCGGCCUCGCGCUGGAGCUCUUUCGGCGGAUGCGUGCCGCCGGGGUCGAGCCUAACGAGAUCACGCUGACGAGCGCACUCUCCGCCGUCGCUGGUUCCGGGACGUUGGAGCAAGGGAAGUGGAUCCAUGACUACGUCGUCGCCAACUCCGUCCCUCUCACUGAUAACUUGAUCGCGGGGCUCAUCGAUAUGUACGCAAAGCGCGGGAGCAUCGCGAGCGCAAUGCAAGUGUUCGAUCAUGCGAGGCGCUCCUCGUCUUCAAUUUCGCCGUGGAACGCGAUCAUAUGCGGGCUGGCCAUCCACGGGCAUGCGGAGACGUCUCUGAGCUUAUUCUCGCAGCUGCGGAGGACCGACAUCAGGCCGAAUUCGAUCACAUUCAUCGGAGUGCUGAACGCGUGUUGCCAUGCCGGGUUGGUGGGCGCAGGAAGAAGCUAUUUUGAGUCGAUGAAGAGGGAGUACGGGAUAGAGCCGACGAUCAAGCACUACGGUUGCAUGGUCGACCUGCUAGGUCGGGCCGGGUGCCUCGAAGAGGCGGAGAGGCUGAUCGAGGCGAUGCCGAUGGAGGCGGACGUGGUGAUCUGGGGGACGAUGUUGGCCGCCGCGAGGACUCACGGCAACGUGGAGAUCGGGGAGAGGGCUGCGGCGAGCUUGGCAAGGCUGGAGCCGAGUCACGGCGCGGCGAGAAUACUCCUAUCGAACAUCUACGCGGAUGCUGGUCGGUGGAGCGACGUCGCGACGGUAAGAAGAGCAAUGCAGGAGGGCGAGUUUGAGAAAAUGCCGGGACGCAGCGGCAUUCUGUGACGACCCACCGUACCCACCUUGCGGCUUGGCUCAACACGGCCUGUCGGAUUUCGUCGCGGAUUCGGAUUGAACAAAGCUCCAGAUGGCUCUGCUCUUUCAGUGUCUGAACCUCUGCAUUUAUGAGACAGUGAUUGAUUCUUUGAUGUUUCUGCAUCAUUUGAAUGAAGAAGCUCCAAAGCAAUGCAAUAAUCCUUGGUUGAGCUUAAGAUGGAAAAUGUGAUCUUAAAAUCACCAGUUUUACCAUCGCGAUUUAGCGAGCGACUGCCCUGUCACAGAUUUUGGACCAAACUGAACCCGGAUGCGGCAUCGCAGCAGACGAGGGCGGAGAAGAAAAGUGCCAGCAUCCGCCAUUAGGAAGUUCAUGUAGGGUUUUGAAACCAGUGGAGAAGAGCUUCAGAACGAGAAAACGGCGAUUAUCGCAACUAAAAUCUCAGAGUAAUCCAACAUUUCAUUCAAAUAAGCAAAUUCUAGUUGUUUAUGAUCAAUAAAACUGUACACCAUCAUACUCCAAAAUGAGCAAAUGACAACAAUGUUUCAGGUUAUUUAAUGUUAACAAGAAUAUACAAAAUGAACACGAAUGUGCAUUUAAGUCCCCCUUCUUUUU